Molecule: messenger RNA, 623 nt
Organism: Aptenodytes forsteri (emperor penguin)
Lineage: Eukaryota; Metazoa; Chordata; Aves; Sphenisciformes; Spheniscidae
Gene: TEX36
Product: testis expressed 36
Exons: 4
Coding region: 1-513 (170 amino acids)
Source: RefSeq, a predicted model, not a curated record
AUGCCCCAGGGCAGGUGGACCAACCCCAGCGAGCAGCGCGCCGGCGCCUGGUUUGCUCAUGUUGGAGCAUGCCAGAGUCAACCUGAGUCAAGUACAAGCUCUGCACUAAAACAGGUCCAGAACUCAGGAGCAGCUCAGUAUAUUGAGGAUAGAUUGCCGCUAGCGUACAGAGCUCGGGAGCAGAGAGCAGUGAAGAACAAUUUCCCAUUUUCUUCUCAUGACAACAGACACUGUCUACAGAAUGUAGGAGAGUAUUUUGAUUUUGGUAUGGGCCGGAGGAAGGUGGAACCAGAGAGGCGGCAACAGAACUCACAGAACUUCUUCCUAUGGGCUCAUGAAUCAGUUCCUAGCAAUGAGGAUGGCUUAACCAUUUAUCAGACAUCAUUUGUGAAAGAACAAAAUACUGAGAGCCCAUUUUAUAGGCGGUACCCAAAACACCACUCUGAAAAAUGUUGCACUGACAAACCCGUUCCUGAGAGUGAAAAAAGCCUGCAGCCAAACAAGUCAUCUUAAUUAUAAAAACACCUUUGUAGCACUGACUUAUCAUCAUCAGAGCCUUUUCUCGAGAUCUGAACUACUUGUUACUCAAAUGGAUGAUGAAAUAAACAUUUGUGUAAAGUGAA